GAACUGUGGCCGUUGGAUGUCAUUGUAUCAAAUUUAAACAGAAUGGAAACAAGUGAAUAUUCAAUGUAUGAUUCUCUCAUGGACAAACAUUCAGCAAAGAGAAUAAAGCUGGAGAUUGCAGAAAGGCCUUUGAACUUUGCAAUUUCACCAGAUGAACGUGAGAUCCAGUCAGUAAAAAAGACAAAAAUGCAAAGGGAUCCAAUGUCGCACAGAAUCAUAGAGAAGAGGCGACGAGAUCGCAUGAAUAACUGCUUGGCAGAACUCAGCCGGCUUAUCCCACGAAGUUAUUUGAAACAGGGUCAAGGUCGUCUUGAGAAGACAGAGAUUAUAGAAAUUGCAUCCAAGCUUAUACGAAACCUGUUGAACUUGCAUAAUUUCAGAGAAAUGAUGGAAAAAGAGUUAUUGUCGGAUUGUGGUGGAACAAACCCAUGCUGUCAAGAAAAAUUUUACAUGGGAUUUAAAGAAUGUCAAGAGGAAAUACUGCGACAUUUAAUAGACACAGAAGGGGUUGAUCUUAAAGACGACUUCUUUCAGAGAAUUACAACUUUUUUAGAUCAGAGCAGUAAGAAACAUCUUAGAUUAUCAACAGUAAAAACUGCAUCUGAUGUCCAAGAUGUAAAGACUAAUGAUUCUUUGACGUCAGAAGCACCAAUUUCAAAUUUAAGCUCACAGAGCAAUGGCCAAAUGCUAAAAGUCAUGGGAAUUUCAGAAAACAACAUGGCCAUGAUAAAACAGGAUGAACAUUUUUGUACCUUGCUGAAGCGAACAGAACAAACAUCCAGUCGAACAUCAGGAUACAGCAGCAUCAGAAGCCAGUCAUUGUCAGAAGGAAGUGUAUCAUGCAUUACACUGCAGUCGGUUCAGGGAGAUACAGCAGAGCAAGAAGAAAGUAACGGGUCUCCAGGCAGUUUAUGCUCCAGUGAGGAGAAUUCAUUCGAAGGCAGUAAUGGCAGCAAGAUUGAUUAUCACAAGUCACAUGCUUACAAAUUUAAGCACAAUAUAACAAAAAGGUUUUCUAAAGAAAGAAGUCCUUGGCUUCCCAAAAGUGAUAGAUCAUCAGAUUCAAUGGAGGAUGAAAAUGAACAAGGAAAGCAACAAAUAAUAAGCUAUAGUACUUCUAGCCCUAGCACUGAAUACAGUCAAUAUUUAGGAUCUGAAAAUAGUUCUACAAAUAGUUGUUGCAAGAAAAAUAAAAUUCCACGUUAUCAGAAUGAUUUUGGGAAGGAUGGUCGUUUUGAUUCAAAACAGGUGCCUCUACCCGCCUUUGUACUUCAUCCUCUUGGGACACAUUAUGUUCCCGUAACAAUACCUCCUACACAUUUCAAAAGUGUGUUUGAAGACGAUGCCAAGGGAUCAACAGCAUAUCAUCCCAUUAGUAUCCCUGUAAAUUUCUGUGGUCCAAGUGUUUCCAUACAUACACAGGUAGAACAUCAGCUAAGAUGUGCCUCAGAAGGACAGAAAGAGGAAAGAUGUAUUGAAAAUUCAAAGAAAACGUCAUGACUUUAAAAAUCGAAAGAUUUUUAUGCAUAUUUUUGUAACAACGAUUGUGGUUAUAUUAAAAGAUACAUACUGUUUUCUUCCGAAAAUGUACCAAGUCGUUCCGUUGGUAGAUAUUGUCGAGCGUUUGGUUUUCGUCAGUUUAAUGGACUUUCCCUUUUUGAAUUUAACUGGACGUUCGGUAUUUUUGUAAAUACAUUUAUAAAUGUUUUAUUUACACUACUUUUGUGUUGUGAAAAGGAAUUGUUUGUGAAACAUAUUUUCAGCUUUAUGAUGUUCAUGAUUAUAUCUUAAGUGAUGAAAUAGUUUUGUUUAUGCAAUCUUGCUCAACCACAAGUUUCAUCCUCAUUUUUUUCCAUUUUGAUAAUAAAAAAAAAAAGAAUUGAAUGAUUCUUUACUAAGUAAAUGUACAAUUUAUUUUAUCAAUACUGCAUAUUUUUAUUAUUUACUCACUUAUUCAGUAAAACUUUUAUUUGUUCCAAUAGCCGAACGAUUUUAAAUACUCACAGGUCUCUAACAAAUACUGCUGAUUUCAAUUCAAUUUUAUGAUGAAACUUCGUGAAACAUGCAAGGAGUGUUGUGUCAGAUUUGUUGUCUCGCCUGGGAAACAAAGUGAUUCUUAUCCAGCGGUGGUGUAAACUAUUUGUAUAAAGCAGAAGCUAAUAAAAGAGAGGCGGAAGAUACCAAAGCGAUAUUUAAACUCACAAAUCGAAGAAAACAGACGUCUCCAUGGCACAAAACGACGAAAAGACAAACAACAGUAUAAAAACACAGUAUAGAAAACAAAUGACUGAGAAACACGGACUUCACCCAAAACCCGGGUGAUCUCAAGUGCUCCGGAUUGCUAAUCAUAAAAUAUUUCACAUUUGGCACCCGUUGAUGACCUGGGUACUUCAUAUCAUGUAUAUCAUAUGUACAUUUUCUUUGACCUCAAAUUGAUAGUUCAGCGAGCGUUUGAAAAAUUGUUGUGUUUUAUCUAAUGAAAUUCUCACUUAUAAUGAGUAUAAGAAUAACUACAUUUAGUUUAUUAUCUCUCCGUUAUCUAGACAAAUAUGGAGGUUUAUCAGGCCUUAUUAUAAAUUUAGACAAGACCAAGGUUUUUUGGAUUGAAAAUAAAAAGUUUAGCAAAGAUACUAUGUGUGUAAAAUAUUUGGAAUGUCAUUCCAGCAGAUUUCUCCGUGGAUCUUAUUGAAAAUUUAAACUAUGAUUCCAAGAUCAAAGAAUGCUAUAUGUACUUUCUUUCAAAGUAAACGUUGUUUGUUUGGCAAUCAUAUUUUGUUCUGUAUCAAGCUUGUUUAGCUGUGUUUAUUACUAAGUUCUUGCAUUUAUUAAUUGAAGGUUGUUUAUUUAAUAGUUGUUACUUUUUUGUCUAUGUAAUA
Molecule: messenger RNA, 2876 nt
Organism: Mytilus californianus (California mussel)
Lineage: Eukaryota; Metazoa; Mollusca; Bivalvia; Mytilida; Mytilidae
Exons: 6
Coding region: 43-1500 (485 amino acids)
Biological process (GO): regulation of circadian rhythm; anterior/posterior pattern specification; regulation of neurogenesis
Cellular component (GO): nucleus
Molecular function (GO): RNA polymerase II cis-regulatory region sequence-specific DNA binding; DNA-binding transcription factor activity, RNA polymerase II-specific; protein dimerization activity
Source: RefSeq, a predicted model, not a curated record